Molecule: messenger RNA, 2876 nt
Organism: Chaetomium strumarium
Lineage: Eukaryota; Fungi; Ascomycota; Sordariomycetes; Sordariales; Chaetomiaceae
Product: cation transport protein-domain-containing protein
Exons: 2
Coding region: 155-2686 (843 amino acids)
Biological process (GO): intracellular potassium ion homeostasis; potassium ion import across plasma membrane
Cellular component (GO): plasma membrane
Molecular function (GO): high-affinity potassium ion transmembrane transporter activity
Source: RefSeq, a predicted model, not a curated record
CUGCGGCGCGGCCUGGGCGAUAUUUAAAGUGAGAGAGAGGGCCUCACCUUGCGGUCGACUGAACUGAAGCUACGCGAGUACUACUACUAGUAGUACCUUCCUUUCCGCGGUCGCUAGUUACGGUCUCCGAAAUUAAGAACAGAAAAAAACGGGGAUGAAGUGGAUAGACACGAUACACUCGCGGAUCGACGCCCUCCGCGCGCGGCACUCGGAGGGCCGCGUGGGCGAGUGGGCGCGCAAGAUCCGGCCGUACCUGCCGCCGGUCAACUUCAUCACGGUGCACUACGCCUACUUCAUCCUGUCCUGCCUCUUCUUCGCGCUGGUGUUCUGGGGCACGGGGUCGUCGGCCAGCGUGGAGAUCGGCUUCCUCGACAGCCUGUACCUGAGCAUGUCGGCGCUGACGUCGACGGGGUUGAACACGGUGAACGUCAGCCAGAUGUCGACCGGCCAGCAGGUCGUGCUGUUUCUCGCCAUGCUGCUCGGCCACCCGGUGCUGAUCUCGCUCUGGACCGUGCUCUUCCGGCGGCACGUGUUUGAGAAGCGGUUUCGGGCCAUCGUCCGGGCCGAGCGCGAGCGCAAGCUGCGGGCCGCAGGGUCCAAAUCGUCGCUGGGGCUGUCGUCGGGCAUCGCAGACCUGCUGGCGCUGGCACGGCUGCGGUCGCGGAGCAAGGCCAAGAGCGACGACGAGCUGCCGGGCGUGGGCACGCGCAUCCACGAGCCGCCGCAACAGCCGCAGCUUCUUGCGCGCGCCACGGCGCCGCCGCAGAUCCUCACCGACGACCGCGAACUCGAGGCCGGCCUCGCUCCGAUCCAGGAAGGCCGCGCUCUGCCCCAGACGCCGGGCCAUCGGAGCAUCGCUUUCGUGGAGCCGCCGCGCAGCAAGACGGACAACAACAACAACAAUCCUAACAAUGACAACAACAUGGGAGGCAUUGCGCUCCGCAACUUCCUCGAGGAGAAGCGCAAGCACGUCGGGCGCAACGGCGAGUUCUUUAACCUGACGCUGAAGGAGCGCGAGUACCUGGGUGGGGUCGAGUACCGGGCGAUCGAGGUGCUGGUGGUGACGGUGGCCAUGUACUACGUGCUGUGGCCGCUGCUCGGGGCCGUGGCGCUGGGGGCCUGGAUCGCGGUGCGCUCGCCCGAGAUCGCUGCUGUGAACGCGCAGAACCCGUGGUGGGCCGGCAUUUUCCUGGCCGUGUCGGCGUUUACGAACGGCGGCAUGACGCUGCUGGACGCCGGCAUGACGGCCUUCCAGUCGGGCUACUACUUCGUGGUGCUCGUCACGGCGGUGCUGAUCCUGGCGGGCAGCCAGGCGUCGCCCAUCUUUCUGCGGUUCAUCUUCUGGGUGCUGUCCAAGCUGCUCAAGUUCAGCACAAAGGACGACAACUACGCCGUGUGGAAGGAGACCUUCGACUUCAUUCUGCAGUACCCGCGCCGCGUCUACAUCAACAUGUUCCCCGCCCGGCCGACCUGGAUGUUAACCAUCUGGCUGGGCGGGUUCCUGGUGGUCGACUGGGCCAUGUUCUACCUGCUCAACAUCGGCAACAGCGUCAUCGAGAGCAUCCCGCCGGGCCCGCGGGUCGUGGACGGCCUGUUCCAGACUGUGUCCCUCCUAUCCGGCGGCUUCACCGUGGUGCCCAUCUCGGCCGUGUACUUCGGUCUGCAGGUGCUGUGGCUGGUCAAGAUGUACGCCUCGGCCUACCCGACCUCGAUCACGGUGCGCGGGUCCAACGUGUACGAGGAGCGGUCGCUGGGCAUCUACGCCGGCGACGAGCCCGAGGAGAGCGCCGCCGCCGCCACCGCCAGCAGCACCGACAACAGCAACCAAGAAAAGAAAGCCGCCCCCCUCGCCGCCGGCGGGCUGUUCCUCUCCCCGAACCCGGCCUCUGCCAUGCAGCAAACCAUGCCGCAGACGCCCAUGUCCGCCACCUCGCAGGCCUCUCGCCUGUCCAGCAUCUCCAUGGCCUCCCGGCGCGGGCUCGACAAGAUCGUGGGCAUCGGCAAAGAGAGCACGGCAAUCAUCGGCAGACAACUCCAGCGGCGCAUGACCGGCUUCCAGGGCGUGGGCGUGGCCCCCGUGCACCCGCGGCGGCCCCUGAAGAAGGUCAGCCUCCCCACUCCGCGACCGGGCACCACCACGGCCCAGUCCAGUACCCCCGACACGGGGAUUGUCAGCAGCAGCAGCAGCAGCAGCACCGUAUCCGUCGUAACCGUCGAACAAGCACCCACGGGCCCGCAAGACCUGGUGUCGCACCACGUGCGCAGCCAGCUGUCGCACGACGUGUGGUGGAUCGCGCUGGCCUUCUUCCUCAUCACCAUCAUCGAGACGUCGCACACGCUCGCCGACCCGGCCGCCUACAGCCUGUUCAACAUCCUGUUCGAGAUCGUGUCGGCCUACGCCAACAACGGCGUCAGCGUGGGCCUGCCGACCGCGGCUUACUCCUUCAGCGGCGGGUGGCGGGCCGGGUCCAAGUUCGUGCUGAUUCUGGUCAUGCUCCGCGGGCGGCAUCGCGAUUUGCCCGUCGCGCUGGAUCGCGCGGUCAAGUUGCCGAGUAUUGAUCUGGAUGAGAAGGAGGAGGAUGAUGCCGAGAUCAGGAGGGCGAUUAGUAGGACGCCGAAUCUCGGCGGGAUGAGUCCUGUCAUGUCGCCGGGGUUGGUGAGGCCGUUUAAUCCUACUAGUAUGUAAUUACUAGUACGACUACUACUAGUAGUAGUAGUACUGGAUAUUUCCUUUUCCUUUUUUUCUUCUUUCUUUUUACUACUCGGGAAGAGUGUUACUCCCCGCUUUUUCUGAUUGGGUUGUCAAUACUGUCAUACACACACACCUGUACCUAAAUGCUACUAGUACUAAUCUGCUUCCUUUUGUUCUUGCUCGU